AUGUCGCCGCUGCCACCAGCCCGGCCGACGGCGCUGCCGCGACUCAUCACCUACUACCAGACGCUCCACGACAGCCACGGCCAGUCCAUCUCCAUCCUGCCCCUCAUCACGCAGCCCGACAUUGCCGUGACGCACGUCAUCCUCGCGGCGCUGCACGUCAACGAGGACCCCGCGGCGCUCACGCUCAACGACCACGCGCCCGACGAUGCGCGCCACGCGACCGCCUGGGCCGAGCUGCGCGUCCUGCAGGCCGCCGGCGUGCGCGUGCUCGCGCUCCUCGGCGGCGCCGCCAAGGGCACCUACCAGCGGCUCGACGGCAGCCCGGACGACGACGCCGCGGAGCUCGCCCGGUUCGAGCGCUACUACGCGCCGCUGCGGGACCUCGUGCGCGCGCGCGCGCUCGACGGGCUCGACCUCGACGUCGAGGAGGACAUGAGCCUCGCCGGCAUCGUGCGCCUCAUCGACCGGCUGCGCGCCGACUUUGGCCCCGACUUCCUGCUCACGCUCGCGCCCGUCGCCGCCAGCCUGCUCGACCCGACCGCCAACCUGUCCGGCUUCGACUACGAGGCGCUCGAGGUCCUGCGCGGCCGCGACAUUGCCUGGUACAACGCCCAGUUCUACUGGGGCUGGGGCGACUUCUCCUCCACCGUCAUGUACGACAUGAUGCUGCGCCGCGGCUGGCCCGCCCACCGCCUCGUCGUCGGCCUCGUCACCAACCCGGACAACGGCACCGGCUUCGUCGCCUGGGACAGCCUGCAGCAGACGCUCGAGAUUAUCCGCCGCCGCCCCCACGACUUUGGUGGCAUCAUGGGCUGGGAGUACUUCAACAGCCUGCCCGGCGACCGCGACCGGCCCUGGGAGUGGGCUCGCACCAUGACGGCCAUGAUUCGCUCUCACUGCCUGCCGCCCGGGCCGCCCGCCGGCCUGCCAGAGCAGCCGGUGCAGAAGCAGCCUCUGGCCGCUCGGGCGGACCCGGAUGCGCCUGGGGGCAAGGAGCCAGAGGUGCCCGCGCCGUUUGACUACUAUACUGACGAUUCAGAUGAAUAA
This is a messenger RNA of Cordyceps militaris CM01, 1047 nucleotides long. RefSeq names its product chitinase 3. Gene Ontology annotation, molecular function: chitinase activity. The record is from RefSeq and is a predicted model, not a curated record. The transcript has a single exon. Lineage: Eukaryota; Fungi; Ascomycota; Sordariomycetes; Hypocreales; Cordycipitaceae. Gene Ontology annotation, cellular component: extracellular region. Gene Ontology annotation, biological process: carbohydrate metabolic process. The coding region runs from base 1 to 1047 and encodes 348 amino acids.